Messenger RNA from Neolamprologus brichardi, 1375 nucleotides. The record is from RefSeq and is a predicted model, not a curated record. NCBI's taxonomy places the organism in Eukaryota, Metazoa, Chordata, Actinopteri, Cichliformes, Cichlidae.
GGAAAGCAGACGGAGGCUUUGAAGUCCACACUCCUUCCUCUGCCGCCGCCCAGUCUCGCCCGGUUUAAGGUACGGAAGUGUCUGUUUGCCUGUAAUGGACGAGGCGGAGGACAGCGAGGAGGAGCCCAAAUUCCAGAAGGCUCGACCCCUUCAAGUAGCCAGCUCGGCUGGAUGCGAGGAUCAUGGGAGUAGCAGGGGGACCAAUAUGAAGAAAUUCUCGCCAGGAGGCGGAGCCGUCUCUCCUGUGCGAAAAAACUCCAACAACAAUGAGCUCUUCCUUUUGCGAGGCGAGGACUCCACACCUUUCACUCCCAGCGGCAGCUGUGCAUUUGCUCUGUUGUGCCAGAGGGAUGCUGCUGGCGGCACAGAGUCAGACCACAGGAGUGCAGGGGACACAGUGUCUGAGGCGGGCGUGAUAGGAGAGGGGGGCAUCGGUAUGAUAUGCAACAAAAACGGAGACUGUAGAAGAGACCCGGCCAGUUCAGGCAGUCUUUCUUCUCUCAUCUCAAGACAGGAGAAGCAGGCAGAUGGAGUAGUAGCAGCUGAAGACGAUAAGGAGCUGGCUGCGAGCAUGGACGGCUCUGUCACUUCAGCAGGGUCCCUGACACAGGGGCCUGGGGCCGAGGUCAAGACGACGGCAACAACGGAGAAAAAGGACUCCAGAGUUUCCUUCUCCAACCCCCCGAGUAGUAAAGGACUGGCUCAGCAGCCAAGAAGUUCUGUCACGUUCAGCAAAGCAGAGGACGGCUCUCAGAUAGUGCCGGAUGAUGGAGAGUCCAAGGGGAAUCAGACAUACAUGCAGCGGCAGUUUAGUGCCAUGCUUCAGCCUGGAGUUAAUAAAUUCUCCCUGCGCAUGUUUGGCAGCCAGAAGGCAGUGGAGAAAGAACAAGAACGCGUAAAGUCAGCGGGUAAUUGGAUUAUCCACCCAUACAGCGACUUCAGGUUCUACUGGGACUUCACCAUGUUAAUGUUCAUGGUUGGCAACCUGAUCAUCAUCCCUGUAGGCAUCACCUUCUUUAAAGAUGAGACCACCACACCCUGGAUCAUCUUCAAUGUGGUCUCUGACACCUUCUUCCUCAUGGACCUAGUACUCAACUUUAGGACUGGUAUCGUGUUCGAGGACAACACCGAGAUCAUCCUCGACCCCAAGAAGAUCAAGAAGAAGUACCUGAAGAGCUGGUUUGUGGUGGACUUCAUCUCCUCCAUACCUGUGGAUUAUAUCUUCCUCAUCGUGGAGAAGGGGAUUGACUCAGAGGUGUACAAAACUGCACGGGCACUCCGCAUUGUCCGCUUCACGAAGAUCCUCAGUCUGCUGCGUCUGCUGAGGCUGUCUAGACUCAUCCGUUACAUCCAUCAGUGGGAGGAGGUAUGCUGA